AUGGCCUCCACAGACUUCACUUUCCCCGCCACCGCCGACUCCUCCCCCGACUCCCCGCCUCUGUGGUGUCACUCCACCACCGCCCCCCGCCUUGAGGGGGGCGAAGAAGAGGGGUUCAACUUGCCGUCGUUUCAAGCGUUCAGAUUUUCAAAAGGCUCUAAGGAGAGAGAUGACGAAGAAGGAGAAGAGAAAAUGGACAUGUUGUGGGAGGAUUUGAACGAAGAUCGAUUUGCGAAAAAUGGGCUGAAUUCGGAUACUUCGCCGCCUAGGAGAGAAGUGAGGGUGAGCUGCAUCAGAGGUUUGAGGUUGUCGAAAGCGAAUGGGCACAUAAUCUCUGGGAAGAAAACAAGUAUUCUUCUAUUCAUCAAAGCUUUGAAGAAGGUGUUUCUCAUGCAUAAUUCGCAACGUGGGAUCAACAAGAAGCCAUCUUAG
This is a messenger RNA of Salvia splendens (bonfire salvia), 432 nucleotides long. RefSeq lists its product as uncharacterized. The record is from RefSeq and is a predicted model, not a curated record. Lineage: Eukaryota; Viridiplantae; Streptophyta; Magnoliopsida; Lamiales; Lamiaceae. Bases 1 to 432 code for a protein of 143 amino acids. The transcript has a single exon.